AUGGAGGAUCCUAUAUCUUCACUUUCAGCGACCCAGCUACAUUACAAUAUGGAUGAGAUGGGUGGGUCUUUGGACAGGCAACGCCGGACGAAAGCUUCUCGACCGUUGUCCGAAAUUUCCUUUUCCUCGAUUGACAAGUCCUUGGGGAAACCUACUCACGCCAUGGGUUAUCCAGGCGAACGGCCCCGGAGUCCAACCUUUGAACUUGCCUAUUUUCUUCGCCACACUGGUCCUCCUGCAAGCACUCAGACUCACUCGCAGCCCCAUUCUCAUCCGACGCAUUCCAAGUCGGCGUUUCGAUUUUUGAAGCCACAUCGAUCAGUCUCAAAGAAAAGUCAUGCGCAUGCGAAGGAUAUCUCAUCAUCACAGAGGUUGCCUGAUUCUGUUAUUAUGAAGAAGUCUGCUCAGGGUAAACGAUAUUUGGCUAUCAAAGCACCUGGCUUUGACGAGUACAAUCUUGGGGAUGACAGCUCAUCUCUCAAUAGCUCACCGAUGACGAAUAGGACGGGUGACGCAGAUGUUCGUUUUUUCGAGAAGCACUCGACAGGUCCAAAUACUGUUGCAAGCACGGUAGCGGGUAGGAGCCGUGGUACAUCGCGUUCCAGCCAGGCCUCACAUCCGUUCAAACCUCCGCCUCUUCCUCUUAGCUGGAAAGAUGCAUCAGAGAAUCUUGGACGCGAAGCAUUGGAUAUAUAUCUUCCGUAUAUCAAUCAUGCACUGGAGAACAGCAAGCUGGCGCGGUAUGCGAGCUCCUCAAACUCGACCGCAUCUGCCAAUGGACAGCCGCUGCAGCAAGUAGAAGAGGAGCCAAAGCAGCCUACUCCGAAGAAAGCGACACGAGGUGUUACCAGCCCAUUAUCCGGCGCAAGCAGUAUUCACCACUCCGGAAGUAUUUACGCUGCUUGGGACCCAUCUACCCCAGGAAUAGCAUCACCGAUUGCUACUGGUCCACCCUCUCGAGUGUCGAGCAUCCAGAGGAAGAAUCUCCAUCCCUCAGACAGUGCCAUUACUCUUUCCUGCACAACCUCACCUCAUUCAGGUACAGAAAAACGUCGCUCCACGGACCGUGCAUCAAUGCAGUCAGCUAUUGGCUCCGUGGCGGAAACAGUGUACUCUGAUGCAUCGAGCGGAGUUGUUAUGAACGCUUUGCGAGCCGACAUGCACCGGCCAGCUGGAGUUGUCGGGCAGUACACAAAUAUUGGAUACAAACCUCCUCGACCUGGUCCAGCGCCGACAAGAGCCCUUCCUUCUCUGCCCGAGAAUCAUCAUGGCCGCAUCCGCUACAUUAACACUGCGCGAAAGGCCGCCAGCCAAGGUGCAAGAAGCCUUCAAAGCUUGCGCUCGUCGUCCGCGUCCCUGGAAGAUGCUACGGCUCGACUCAACAUUCGAGAAUCCAUGACUUCAAACCGGCCAGGCGGUGUAAUUCGACAUGAUCCACUGCGAUCCGAGAGCCAGCCUCAACUACCAACCUAUCGAAGUACUUCCGACGGUGCAUUAGCUUCAGGAAAGCACACGAGAAUUGAUACUUCUGGAAGAGAACGGGCUUCUGAGAGUGCUCAAAGGGCUAGAAAAGGCCGCGAGGAUUCCGUACGUGCUCGAAAAUUACGUGAUCUCGAAGCUGCUCGGGCUUCAUUAGAAAGGAGAGGGGUUGAGGUCAAUUUUGACCCCACCAUGGCCAAGAUGCUCUGCGACAGAUCAGAGCCAAUAACAGCGUUUUUCCCUCUCCCAAAGAGUGCGUUUUCGGAUAGCAGGACAAGCCGAAGUUCAGGGUUUUCUGGUGUGAGCCAAGGCUCCAGCAGUCUCAGUUCAAUGGGACGGCAGCUCAAGGACGCUCAGCGACACCUUAAUACAUUUUCUCCAAUCAUGCAAGUCAUUGAUCAAGUUCCCACAACACAAUACGAUACUAGCAAUAGGCUUGAAGCCGUUUCCCAGAAAUCCGUCGAUGCGGUCGGUCCAAUUGAACCUGAGCAAUCCAUUAACCCGACCAUUAUCACCACAAUCUCUCAAUCACCAGAGGCUAAUUCCAAUCCCACUUCUCCAACUCACAUUCAAUCAGCGGCCGGAUCCGCAGACCACGAUCAGGCAAAUCACCCAGCCCAAACCCAUCUUGAGCCAGUAUUGUUAACAUCACUUGCCACAACCUCAUCCUCAUCGUCACCAUCCAGCAAUCGGACCGUCAAAGGCCCAGGUUCCGACAAGGCCAGAUCAACCGGAUCCGGUCGCUCAUCACUUACCUCGUCGACUGAUCUGGAGCUAAAGAUGGAGGCGCGACUCAAUGCCAUGGAGAGGAAGAAUGCCAUUCUUGAAGCCGCGCUCCUCGCUGUCCUGCAGACUUCCAGCAACCUCGGCGGGACCGGACCUGCUUCUUCUUCGACUGGGACUCGAUCUAGUGCUGAUUUGCCCGCUCGACGAAACUUUACUCCAUGA
This is a messenger RNA of Xylona heveae TC161, 2427 nucleotides long. RefSeq lists its product as hypothetical. The transcript is spliced from 3 exons. The coding region runs from base 1 to 2427 and encodes 808 amino acids. The record is from RefSeq and is a predicted model, not a curated record. NCBI's taxonomy places the organism in Eukaryota, Fungi, Ascomycota, Xylonomycetes, Xylonales, Xylonaceae.